AACCAGAAGCUGUGGAAGAAGGCAGCGAAGGCAGCUUCCUCCGGAAACUCCCUUCACUUUUCUCGCUUCCUUUCCUACCUCUCCAGAGGAAUUCGUUAUCAAGCAUCUAAGUAAUGGAAUAAACUUUUAGCUUCUGGAACCAUGAAUAGAGAAAUCUUUGCAGAAACGUCAGUUAGAGACUUUUCCAGCAAGAGCCAGGGCAUUGAGUGCUUUCAAAGGAGGUUCAGCGCUUGGACACCAAUUAUCAACAAAUCAUUAAAUAAGCAGCUCUUUCAGGAAAGAGUUAGUCUUAUAACUCAUUGGUUUGAUCUGUGGACUGACAAGCAACGUAAAGAAUUUCUACUUAGAAUAUUGCAAAAUUGCAGUCACUCACAACUAAAGUUUGUCAAAGACUGGUUUUCUGAGAAGAUUCCAGUGGUCAAAGUGGAUUUCUGUACAGUGUUGCCACGUUUCAUUUCUCUGUACAUCUUCUCCUUCCUGAAUCCCAUGGAUUUGUGUGCUGCUGCACAAGUUAACUGGCCUUGGAAGUUUUUAACUGAACAGGAUUGCUUGUGGAGGCCAAAGUGCAUUAGGUUUGGAUGGUUUCUACCUUACGAUCCCCCAGAAAAUGAGUACGGUGCUUGGAAGCGUCAUUACAUUGCCUGUGUUGCCACCUUGGAUUGGCUGACCCCAAGGGAAGCUUCUGCCGUCUACGGGACCCUCAAUGAACCCAAAUCAGAAAAUGAGGAACAAGAAGAAAGGCAAAGAGAAAGACGCCUAAGAAAAAUUAUUUGGGGGAGACUAGCACUCCAUAAGAGAGAGUUAUUCAAAGUUCGACCCCCUUGGAUGAGUGGAACUUGUUGCUCUACAAUGUUAAAAUCCAAAUGCCAGCCAAAACUCCCACAGGUUAUAAAGGAUCGCAUAGGAUUGAGUGCAGCUUUGGAGAAACAGCUUGUUUUAGCAUCUUUAGAAGCCUUACCUAAAAAAAAGAACGCACCUGGAAGUCAUUCUUAUCCUCUGUUAUCAAAUAAGCAUUACCACAGGGUUGAUCAGAAGUAUGGCAGCUUUUCACAUUCAGUCCAGACUUCUCUAGUGUUGAUAUCAUCUCGGAUUCCUGCAUAUGAGAUGGUUGUGGACAGUGUUAAGACUGAUGUCAUUCCUCUGGUGUAUGAAUAUACUGGCUUGACUUUGGAAAGUCUACUGCUGCUUGUAGAAAAAGUUCUUGAUGGUCGGAAUGUACGGAGUAUUGGGAUAUUUAGUGAUGGAGAUUCCAGAGAAAUCAAUUUACUACAAGGCUAUACAAUUGGUGUUGAAAAUGUGCUGACCCCUGAGGUACGAGACUUUUGGGAGAAACUUGGAAGUUGUGUGGCUACUCAAGAAGAAGGCGGUCAUGUUGAUAUUUUUGUCCCUCUCGCAGCAUCAGAGGCAGGCAUCAAAGUCCUUUCCCAGCUGUCUCAGUUGACUGGAACAAUGUUUAGCUCCCCCACAGGGAUAGCAACAGGAUCCUACCAACACAUUCUUAGUGAUUGGCUGGGACAGAAGCAAGGAACUUCCCCCCCUUCCAUUUACUUCUGUGACCGCAAGCUCCAGACAUGGCACAGCUUCACGGAAUUCCUGGAAGAGACCCUGAAAUCAGUCCGGAAGCAGCUGAGGCCUCACUUUGAGGAGCUGCAAAGAAACAUCAGUGGCAAGAUUCUUGGGCAGUUUAUGUUUGAUUCUCUGAGCCUUGCUAAUGUUCUAGCCAAUCAAGAAACAGCUCAGGUCCUAGCUGAAGGAUUGAUUGAGCUGUCAAAGGAGAAAUCAGAAAAUCCACUAGAAUAUCUGUCGUAUUUUCUGCUGAAGAAAUCUAGCAAAAAGAACAAAGAAUUUGAUGGAAAUUUUAUCUCGACAAAAUGUGAUGCAACAACUCUCAGUUUAUUAACAAAGGAAAGAAAUAUGAAAGAAAAUCAUUCUCAGGACAGAAAGACUAGUGAAGAUGAUUUAAAACUCGAGGUGUUCAUUAAUUUGGAAAGGAAGCUCCAGAUGGAUUUCGCAGAAAAGAGGACUAGAAUUGCUGGAGAGCUCUUGAAAAGCGAGAGAAAGUAUGUACAGAUGUUGGAAACUGUGAGAGAUGUUUAUGUCACUCCACUGAAAGCAGCCCUGGCAUCAAACAGAGCCAUCCUAAGUUCCAUGGAUGUCCAGAUCAUCUUCUCUGAUAUACUGUGUGUCUUAGAUCUCAACAGGCAUUUUCUGGGAGAACUGACAGGGAGGCUCCAAGAAUGGGGUCCAGCACAAUGCCUGGGAGAAAUAUUCACCAAGUUUGGACUUCAGCUGAAAACAUAUACUAACUUCUUCAACAACUACCCUAUUGUUCUGAAGACAAUUGAAAAGUGCAGAGAAAUGAUUCCAUCCUUCCGGGCAUUUUUGAAGAGGCAGGACAAGACCAUUGUUACAAGAAUGAUGAGCCUGCAGGAGUUGCUCUUGUACCCACCAAGGAGAUUUGAGGAAUAUGUUAACCUUCUCUAUGGUCUGCGGCUUCACACGCCUUCAGAGCAUGUUGACCGGGGAGAUCUGACUACUGCAAUCAAGCAAAUGAAAAGAUACAUAGCUUACAUAAAUCAGUUGAAACAAAACAUCAACAGGAAAGAUCAGUUGUCAGACAUAGAAAGGAGCAUCUGUGGGUGCCCUACUCUCUCAGAAGGCACCAGAUUCCUAAUUAGAGUACAAGAUGUGGCCCAGCUUCACUACUGCAAUGAGAAAGUCAGCUUCUCAUUGAGGUUCUAUGAACACAUCCAUGACCUCAGCUUCUUUCUCUUCAAUGACUCACUUCUUGUUUCUCGUCGGACUGUAGCUCACACCCCGUUUGAAAGGACUACUCAGACGACAUAUCACUUUCUAGCACUGGUAGCCCUUCACCAGCUGCUAAUAGAAGACAUCCCAGACUCUAAAUGUACCAAGAAUGCAUUUGUUCUACAAGGCCCAAAAUGUCAAUGGAUUUGUUCAACAGUGAAUGAGGAUAAAUUGGUAUGGUUAUCAGUGUUGCAGAGUGCAAUCAGAAGUAGAAUUGAGAAGUAUGACUAGACAUGAAAACACCAAAGGAACUCAUUAGUUGUUCGGAAGGAUUCAUGCUAAAUGUCUAAGAGCUGAUAUUAAAAGGACUCUCUCAUUGGAUGGAAGGUUAACUAGGAUGGCACCUUCUAACUCUAAAUGUUAUGAUUCUGUGAUCUAUCCUCAAACAUUUAUUAUAAUUAACGUAAACAAUUAAGCUCAAUAUUUUGGACCCCUCCCUUUGGUAACUGAUUUUAAUGACCACUGUUAACUUGUAAUGCUUUAAACAAAUUGAUUCAAGGAAGACAGUAAAUCUGCAUUCUGUGCUCUAAAUGAGUAACAAAACCAGGAGAAAUUAUUGCACAUGAGUGUACACACACAUACACACAUUCACAGUG
Molecule: messenger RNA, 3404 nt
Organism: Vombatus ursinus (common wombat)
Lineage: Eukaryota; Metazoa; Chordata; Mammalia; Diprotodontia; Vombatidae
Gene: ECT2L
Product: epithelial cell transforming 2 like
Exons: 22
Coding region: 142-3039 (965 amino acids)
Molecular function (GO): guanyl-nucleotide exchange factor activity; protein binding
Source: RefSeq, a predicted model, not a curated record